Pezoporus occidentalis (night parrot) is the source of this 1772-nucleotide messenger RNA. RefSeq names its product CLN5 intracellular trafficking protein (gene CLN5). Lineage: Eukaryota; Metazoa; Chordata; Aves; Psittaciformes; Psittacidae. The record is from RefSeq and is a predicted model, not a curated record. Gene Ontology annotation, molecular function: hydrolase activity, acting on glycosyl bonds. The transcript has 4 exons. Gene Ontology annotation, biological process: lysosome organization. Gene Ontology annotation, cellular component: lysosome; lysosomal membrane. Bases 118 to 1146 code for a protein of 342 amino acids.
UGUGGGCGGGCUCGGGGGCGGCCUCACUCCUUCCCUUCCGCCCGGCCGUCUCAGCCCCGCCGCCUCCCCCGCCGGGCCGCAGGACCCGGGCCCGCAGACCCCGAAGGGCGCGUCGCCAUGGGCGCCGCUCGACGCUACCGGCUGCUGCUGCUGCGUCUGCUGCUGCUGGCGGCGGCGGUUUGGGGUCUGUGUUUCUCGGCGGGGUCCCGCUCCCCGGAGCGGCGGUGGCCGGUGCCUUACAGGCGCUUUGACUACCGUCCAAAAACCGAUCCUUACUGCCAAGCUCGUUACACCUUCUGUCCCACUGGCUCUGCCAUUCCAGUUAUGAAAGAAGAGGAUGUCAUUGAAGUGUAUCGAUUACAGGCUCCAGUAUGGGAAUUUAAAUAUGGGGACCUACUAGGACAUUUGAAAAUUAUGCAUGAUGCUGUGGGUUUCAAGAGCUCUCUAACAGGCAAAAACUACACAAUGGAGUGGUACGAACUCUUCCAACUUGGGAACUGCACGUUUCCACAUCUCCGGCCUGGCAUGGAUGCACCGUUUUGGUGUAACCAGGGCGCUGCCUGCUUUUAUGAAGGAAUAGAUGAUGCACACUGGAAGGAAAAUGGAACUUUAGUUCUUGUGACCACAAUAUCAGGAGCCAUGUUUAAUGAAAUGGCAAAAUGGGUAAGACACGACAAUGAGACUGGCAUUUACUAUGAGACCUGGACAGUUCAGUCAAGUCCUGACAAACGGUCAGUAGUGUGGUUUGACUCUUACGAAUGCUCUAAAUUCAUACUGAGAACAUACCAGAAGCUGGCUGACUUAGGAGCUGUCUUUAAGAAGAUACAAACAAACUAUACAAGCAUAAUUUUAUUUAGUGGUGAGCCUGUUUAUCUGGGAAAUGAAACAUCUAUUUUUGGACCGGUAGGAAACAAGACAUUGGCAGCAGCUAUAAGGGACUUCUACUACCCAUUUAAACCUCAUCAAACAGUCAGGGAGUUUUUUGUGGAUCUUCUAAAAAUUAUUGAUCAUGUCAUCUUGAAUCAUCAGUUUUACUUCUUCUACAACUUGGAAUACUGGUUUUUACCUAUGAAGUUCCCUUAUCUCAAAAUAAUUUAUGAAGAGGUCCCUUUACCUACUGGAAGCAAAACAUCCUUUGAUGUGUAGUGGCUUACAGAAGAACCAAACUUGCCCUUAUGACAGAAUAAUCUUAAGGACGUGGGAGGGCUGCCAUGAUGGAGCUCAAGUGUUUCACUGCCAGCUGUAAAAGUUGUGUUGGGAAAGCUUUGCUAGACCACAUGAAAGACUCUGCCUUUUUUUUUUACUUGUUACCUGUAUAGCUUCAGUGUCUCUGACAUGGCUGGCUUCUGUGUGACGUGUUAUCUAACGAUGGGCCAGCGUGGCUGCUCUUGGCUAGACUGCAGUGCCAAAGGGUGCAUGGGAGGCAGCCUGCCUGCUUUAGUCUCCACAUAGGUGGCCAUGUGGCCACCACCAGGGGUGGACGUGAGCAUUACAAGGACUUUCUGGUCUGACCAGCUCAGCUAAUCCAUGUGUUGGAGCUGACAAACCUGAGUGCCUGGAUGUGCCCAGUCCCCUCAACAUGUGCCUUACAUUGACAUUUCCAUAUUUCUUUGGUUUGUCCAACUGGGACCUAUGAACUGUUCUCUGAUUUGUGACAUAGGUUUUUGUCAGGGUGUGAAGGGGCAGAAUCUACUAGAAGAUGGCAUGGGUGGUAUCUUUUUCCCACUUUGUUUCCUUUACUUGCACUGUAAACAUAAUAUAUAUGGCUCUUC